AAUGUUGAGAUUAUUAUGUUAUUAUUUUGGUUUAUUUUCUUCAACUCUUCUGUGCGAUCCAUUUAAUUUAUGGUUUACGACGAAUGAUAAAACGUUUCAUAAUUAUGAAUUGGAGAGAGUAAAAGGUUUACCGAAAUGGCUAAAUGGAACCUACGUUAGAAAUGGUCCUGGUAAAUUUGAGUAUAGUCGUAGAAAAUUCGUCCACGCUUUUGACGGUUAUGCAAAACUAAUGACAAUUUCUAUAAGAUCUGGAGGAAGUUUGAAAUUUUCAACAAGCUUUGUCAAAACUUAUUUCUAUCGUCAUUCUCAAAGAAUUGGAGACAUAGCCCCUUAUCUAUUAUUCGACUAUACAACGCCAAAAUUUAACAGAUUUGACAGACUUCAACAGUUGUUACACGGAAUCGACAAUGUUAAUGUUAACAUUCAUGCUUGGAAAAAUGAUAGGAAUGGAACGUCUUAUGUGGCAGUUUCAGAUUUUUGGCAAGUCUACGAAAUUGAUAUGACAACACUCGGAACCUUAAAGAGAAUAAAUGCAAAAAUUCCUGGUAUCGAUAAUCCAUUAUAUGAUUUUAUUCCACUUCCGGCAACGUCCCAUCCUCUACAAGAAAUUGGAACUAAUAAUUUUAUAACUUUCUUAUCGUUGUUUAGCCUUUUUCCCGGUUUGGACAGCAGAAUUCAAAUAAUUCGUAUUAAAAGUGUUGAAAAAAGAGAAUUAAUUUCUUCAAUUUCAACUAGUAGACUUCCUUAUAUGCAUUCUUUCGCUUUAACAAAAUCUUGGGUUAUAUUAUUAGGUCAUCCACUUUUCAUAAAUAAGUUGAAAAUUUUAAAGACAUCUAUUCCUUUAAAAUCAAUUGACUGGCGACCGGAAUUUGGGACGGAAAUCUUUCUAGUUCACUUACCAACUGGAACAAUUAGGAGGAUGAGGAUAGUCAAAGCUGUCUUCGCGACACAUUUCAUAAACGCCUAUGAAGAAAGCGGUGACAUUGUUGCUGAUUUUAUUACUUAUGAUAAUCCAAAACUCUUUGAUAUUCUCCUCCUAAGCAUAAUACUUGAUCCGGUUCAACGGAAAAGUAUCUUUGUUAAACCAGUGGUGAUGAGAUUUCGAAUAAAUUUAAGAAGAAAUACAGUCAAUAUCCAUCAAAUAGGCGAUGUAAAUUUUGACUUUCCCAUAAUCAAUAAGGAUUUUGAAAAGAAUUACUAUUGUUUUGCAUAUGGAUUAACAUUAGAUUGGAUGAAUUCGACGGCUUCACCGUCUGAUUGGGCUGGAAUUGGAAAGAAUGACUUGUGCGGAAAAGGUCGAAGUAUAACUUGGUCCCGUAGAUAUCAUCUUCCGUCUGAAGUUUGGUUUGAACGAAGACCAGGCUCUGUUUAUGAAGACGAUGGCGUUCUGAUGAGCGUCAUUCUUGAUACUAUACGUCGUACAAGCUAUCUGGCUAUCUUAGACGCUAGAACUCUACUUCUUCUGCACGCUAUUGAUUUUCCCACCUAUGUGCCAUUCACAAUGCACGGAAAAUUUUUUUCGCACAAAUUUUUUAAUUAG
Molecule: messenger RNA, 1540 nt
Organism: Dimorphilus gyrociliatus
Lineage: Eukaryota; Metazoa; Annelida; Polychaeta; Dinophilidae
Source: the annotation of a GenBank genome assembly